This is a messenger RNA of Balaenoptera acutorostrata (minke whale), 231 nucleotides long. RefSeq names its product testis-expressed protein 48-like. The record is from RefSeq and is a predicted model, not a curated record. Lineage: Eukaryota; Metazoa; Chordata; Mammalia; Artiodactyla; Balaenopteridae. The transcript has a single exon. Bases 1 to 231 code for a protein of 76 amino acids.
AUGGCAGCCCACCAAAACCUGGCCUCGAAGAUCUUCUGUUUAUGCUGCAAAUGCUGUGAGGAACCCAAUGCCACAGAUGACUCCAAGAUCCCCAGUCAACCCCAAGAGCUUCAGCCAUCAAAGCAUGAUGUGAAUUCACAUGUUUCCAAAAGAGGAUUUCACAAGAGAAACCCAAGCCGCUACUCCCAGGAUCGCUGGCCGUACCAGCCAUGCCUCAUUGGGAGACCCUGA